This is a messenger RNA of Penicilliopsis zonata CBS 506.65, 641 nucleotides long. RefSeq lists its product as hypothetical. NCBI's taxonomy places the organism in Eukaryota, Fungi, Ascomycota, Eurotiomycetes, Eurotiales, Aspergillaceae. The record is from RefSeq and is a predicted model, not a curated record. The transcript has 4 exons. Bases 21 to 527 code for a protein of 168 amino acids.
CUUCACGCGAGGUUGCAACCAUGAGACGAGUAGGGGUGGCUCCCCAUUUAAUACUGUGCCUUGUGCUUUUGCUAGCAUCAUUUGCAUUAGCUUCUACCCCUACAUCAUUCUGCAAAUGCACGUGUUUCACAAACAGCACGAUCAUCCCUCUUGACGAGGGAGCCGACGAUGUGUCCUCUUCUUUUUCGGGAUUCCGGAAUCUGAUCCGUUUUUACGAUGAAGUCGACGCGAACGCGAAGGAGAAGCGAGCAAAGAAAUACCACGCCCUGAACUGCAACGACUGUAAUCGCAAGUUCUGUCUGGAUUAUGAUCUGCCGAUGUGUCAGACCGCGAAGGAGGAGGAUGUUUUUACGACGUGUUUUCAACGGGAUUCUCGAAAAGACGAAGCGGUCGUUUUCAUCUUCAUCUUCGCGACGAGCGGGCUUCUCACCUGGGCGGCUCUUAAGCCAUGGGUGGAGAGAUACAUGGAGGCGGCUCGAGAACGCAGAUCAUAUAUUCCUGUUUCAGCGGGAGACGCACAUCAAUAGACGAGUGUUUUUCCUCGUCGAUCCAGAUUAUGUAUAUAGAGUAUUACCCGGAAUCGACGACCUACGUUGGCAUAGAGUAGCUACUAAGUCGCAGACAAAAACAAGUUUUCUAUG